Phytophthora nicotianae INRA-310 is the source of this 932-nucleotide messenger RNA. RefSeq lists its product as hypothetical. The record is from RefSeq and is a predicted model, not a curated record. Lineage: Eukaryota; Oomycota; Peronosporomycetes; Peronosporales; Peronosporaceae. The coding region runs from base 63 to 932 and encodes 289 amino acids. The transcript has 2 exons.
CACAUCAACUCAACCUCUUCAGUUCCACUUCCAGUCUUCGCGUCUCUCACUUACAAGACCCCAUGGUUCGCAUUCUCAAGCCUUUCAGUGCCGUCAUCGCGACUAUGCUUUGUCUCGGUCUUGCUACCGCCGACACCGCCACCGUGUCGGUCCUUGGUGAUGCCACCUAUACGAUCCCGUCGUCUCGCGGAGAAAUCUGCAAGGGUACCGGUGCGUACCCGAGUGGAACGGCUUGUCCUCUGAAGGGUGACGGAGCCAGCGGCGGCUGCAGGGAAGGACUACCAUCGUACAAGCACGGCAAGUGCGUUGCCCCCAAGGUUGCUCAGUGUGUCCUUGUCUCGGACAAAACGUGGGGCUGUGCCUACCCGAAUGGCGGAACCAAUCCGAAGAGUGACUACCCCAAGGGAGACUACCCGAAGGGCGACUACCCCAAGAACGAUUACGAACACGGCGACUACCCUAAGGGAGACUACGCCAAAGGAGACUACCCCGUGGAUGACUACUCGGAAGGUGAGAAGGAUACGACGGCACCGCCAGUGUACCCUGCGAAGGAUACAACGGCACCGCCAAGUGACUACCCCAAGGGAGACUACCCGAAGAGUGACUACCCCAAGGGAGACUACCCGAAGAGUGACUACCCCAAGGGAGACUACCCCAAGGGAGACUACCCCAAGGGAGACUACCCCAAGGGAGACUACCCCAAGGGAGACUACCCGAAGAGUGACUACCCCAAGGGAGACUACCCGAAGAGUGACUACCCGAAGAGUGACUACCCCCAGGGAGACUACCCCAAGGUUGACUACAGGUUGGCACCCUAUGCCAUGGAACCUGUAGAGGAGAAAACGACACCACCUCCAGUAGAGCCGGCACUGGAACACGGAACGACGUCACCGCCAGACACGCCGGCACCGGCACAGACGACGGUACCGUAG